AUGUAUAAACCAACCAAGUUGGACUCUGUAAUGGAAGAUAACCAGACAAAAACUAGGAAAGAAGAUAACAUACGCUGCAGAGUCUUGAAUGGACUUAUUUAUAAAGCUGUGUCAGACAUGAUGACUACCUGUGAAGUUAGUCAAGAACUUUAUGAUCUCAAGCUGGAAAUCGGCAAGGUGUCCCUGGCAUCAAACUUUUCAGCAUGUCGGGUGUACUGGAAUCCUGCUGCUACUAUGGAGAAAGAAAACUAUGUUGAAAGUGUACUGCGGAAGAGUGCUCCACGUAUACGGUAUCUUCUGUCGAGUCAUCAGAUUCUAGGAAACGUACCCCCAAUAGUAUUUAUAAAAGACAAAAAAGCUGCAGCUGUUAAAGAGGUUGAGGAAUUAUUGUCAAUUGCUGAUUUUGGCCCUCCAGAAGAACUGGAAACAUUAUCUCAAAAUGAUUCGAGUAAACCACUCUCUUCAGAGGUUCAAUCUUCAGAUCCACCUAUGCGGUCUAAUCUUUUUGGCAUUGAUCAUGAACUGUUGAAUAAGCAGAUAAUGGACUACAAAAGACUGAAAGCGUCAAGAGAUAUAGAAAGCAUUGCCUGGACAGAAGAGCAAGAGCAGCAGCUUUCUAAGAUUCGAAAGAAAAUGAGAAAGAAAAAAACAUGGAAUCCUCCUGAUGAUGACAUUACACCACAGAAAUACUUGCUGGACAGAUACGAAGCUGAUUACUGGGAUGGUAACACUGAAUCAGUCUUGGACUAUGAGCUGGAGGAUGAAUUACAGGAAGAGGUAAACGAACUGGAGGCAGAUGAUGGCAAAACUCUAAGUCAGCCUGCUGAUAAACUGAAAUGA
Molecule: messenger RNA, 840 nt
Organism: Pterocles gutturalis (yellow-throated sandgrouse)
Lineage: Eukaryota; Metazoa; Chordata; Aves; Pterocliformes; Pteroclidae
Gene: RBFA
Product: ribosome binding factor A (putative)
Exons: 5
Biological process (GO): rRNA processing
Source: RefSeq, a predicted model, not a curated record